AAAUUAGCUAUGCUUCUGCUACUGCUUGGUUUUCAAGUUUCGAGUUUAUAUCUCCCGAGCUUCGACCAUCACAUUUGCACUUUGUUGGCAAAGCGCAUGCAUGAAUUCACUUGGAUUUUCUGUUGUUUUCUUUCCAGGGUCUGGUAUGAUUUUGUUUGCCACUAUGGUUUCGGCAACACAGUCUUGGUUUGGCAUUCGUACCAUCAAUACACACAGGCAGCACAGAUACCAACACGGACCACCUCAUAUUCUUGGUUCGUAACUCGACUUGCCAUAUUUAGCAUUGGUUCGCAUUCAUCAUUAAUGAUUUAUAUUGUGUUUGUUUGCAUUUUUGCAUUCAUCAUCAGUCAUCAUUAUCCAUCAUAAUCGACAAAGAGAAUAUUGAGAAUGCAGCACAUUUCUCAACGGUGAACUCAAAUACGCCUUCACAACCAUACAAUCAACCACCACCGCCACCAUCCUUGUCCUUAAUUGGUUCGGUGGUAUAUCACACAGAAUCGAUCCCUUCAAUUGUGUCAGCAGUGAAUCGACCGGCUACUCAAGACAAUCGACCGAAAAUCAGCAAAACACCCACAUAAAGCAGCAAAAGAAUAUAUUAAUAGUUGUAUUGAAUUUCUUUCUUUCUGGGAUUGCAUUUUUUCAACCAAAAGUUGAACAUAUCGGAACCAUGAACCAUUCAUUCGUCGUUUAAUUUUGUUGGUGAUCAUCAUCACUCAGCAACGUAUGCAUGUCAAUCGAAUCCUGAAUCUUCAUCAUCAGAAUGGCCUAUGUAAAUGUAGCCGAGUGGACUGCCCAACAUGUAGGCGACUGGCUUUAUGGUCUGGAUGAUUCGAUAUUGCCCUAUGUACAAUUCUUUGUCAACAAUCAAAUCAAUGGAUGUCGUUUGCUAUUGCUGACCGCACAGGACUUGGUCAAUCUCAACAUUCACAAAAUUGGCCACCAAGAAAUCAUAUUGGAAGCGGUAGAGCUAUUGCGUAAUCUCCACUACAACAUUACAUCGGAAACAUUGCAAACGAUUGCCUUACGUUUAGCAUGCAAAUCACGGGCAUUGUUCAAUCAGCUGAAAAAAUCAGCGGAAAAAGCUGCAGCAGUCGCAGCCGCAGCUGUCCAAGCAUCCAAUCACCAUACAACCGAUGUGGAAAACAAUAACCAUUCCCACAGUGGCAGUAAAAAGGAUAAAAACAAAGACAAGGAUAAAGACCAUCAUCACCAAUCUAACACAAAUCAAUCAACAACAACAACUAUCGAUUUAUCGCCUGUAUCGACAGCGACACUGGCAUCCGUAUCGGACAUAUUAUCCGCUGUCAAAGAUUUCAUAUCAUGGAUCGAUCGUUAUCCGUUCGAUGGACAGGAUAAAUAUGUGCAAGCUCGUAAAGCUAUAUUACAGCUGUCUAUAGAACUGACAUCUACCGCUCAACGUGAUCAACAAUUUGUUCAGGGACCCAACGAAGUGAUACGGCAAAGUUGUAAAAAAUUGGCCGAUCUCUGUGAUCGUCUUGUACAGGAAUUGAACGAUUCACUAGCAAUGCAAGCAUCAUCAUUAGAAGUGGUCACUGUGACCAAGAAUAUGGAUGAGGAUCUUGGUAUGCACAUUCACUCUUCCUAUUCCGGCAUUCAUGUCGUCGGUGGCCUCAAAUAUCAUUCGCCCGCACAUCUUAAUGGUAACAUUGAAGAAGGCGAUGAAAUCAUCCAAGUCAACUAUCAGACUGUCGUCGGUUGGCAAUUGAAAAAGUUGGUCGCAUCAAUGCGCCGUUUUCCCACCAAAUUAAUAUUGACCGUCAAGAAACGGCCACGUCAUCAUUCAAGCGGUUCGUUUACGGUGGUACCACAAUUUGCAUUACCAUUACCCGAAAUGUCUAUCAUCGGUAAUUCCAGUCUGCCACUCGGAACAUUACCCAUGAGUAAUGACAAUUGCACCAUCUACAACACAAUCCUCUCCACUGGAUAUCCACUUGAUGCUUAUUCAAUCAAUCAACAACAGACGACUACAGCAGCCAUUCAGGAUAAUAAUAGUAGUCUCAAACAACAAGAUCCAACCAUAACAGAACAAACACCGUUCAACAACAACAACAACAACAACAAUCACACAUUGACAUUCAACAGCGACAAAUCGAGUACAACGGAAAAUUUUAUGAUCCAAAAUAGUAGUGCUCACAACAAUCAUGAUAACAAUGGUGACAAGAACAAUAAUAAUAAACCACAGAAUCGUAAACCAUUGACCAUGAUGAUGAUGAUGUCAUCAAUGCUGUACAAUGAUACAAACAAACAUAAUCUAGAUAAUCUGGAUAAUCUGGAUGACUUUGCAAAUCAUCAUUUCAAUCAUCAUAAAGAACAACCUCACAAAGAAUCGACAAACAUCAUACAACGUACAACAUGCACUUUAUCAGAUGAUUCCUCACCAUUAUCUGAUCUAUCCGACGAUGAUGACGACGAUUCAUCCACAAUGUUUUCAACCGAUUCGGACACAGACACCGAUUGUUCCAUCAAUCGCCAUCAUCAUCACGGCCAUCGACAUUCACAUCGUAGCCGAUCAAAUCAUAGAAUUUCGCAUAAUGACAACAACAACAACAACAACAACAAUCACAUCAAAAUCGAAUCCUCAAACCAUAAUAAUGGCAAAAAACAGAAAAUGAAAUCAACAACCAAAAUUGAUCGUACUGAUCAAAUGACGACCACCACCAUUGCCACCACCACCACUACAACGAAAACAACAACCACAACGCCAUCUACGGAAAUUGCAAUAAACGAUAGCAAUGGCCAAAAGACAAUCAGCUGUCGAACUAAACAUUCGAAAAAAGCAACCAUCAAUCGUCAUGACUGUUGUUGUUCAUCGGACCAUGAAUUUAUUGGUGCCAGUGAAUGUGAAAUUGAAGACAUGGAAGAAUAUAACGACAAUGAUUCGGCUUUCUAUUCUGGACGACGUACGACAACAUCGACAUCGACAUCGACAACAAGUUCCAAAAAUGAGGAUUCCAACAAAUCCAAUAAUCACGUGAACAAUUGUCCAGCAACAAUGUCAACGACUACAAUGACGACAACAUCAUUAUCAUGUUCAUCUUGCUCAUCCACGACGAGUCAAAACACGAAAAAUUUGGCCAAUUCAUUUGUCAAGAUACGAAUUUCGAAACAAAAAUCAUCAUCAUUUUCAUCCAAGGAGAAUGAAAGCAUGGGCGGUAAUGAUUCGGCCGAUUCCGGCAUUCGCGAACGUGAUGAUAACGAUAUCGAUGAAAACAUGGUGAUGAUGAAACCUCGUACAAGUGCAGAAUUUGAAGAAUUAUAUCUCAUGCAAAAGAAUGGCAACAACAACAACAACAACAACAACAACAACAACGCAACGGCAAUAGCACCAGCAAUGAACAAAACUGCAUUCAAUUUCGGAAAACUCAUGAAUGCCACACAAAUGACGUCGGUACAGCUGUCAACCAUAACACAUCUGACCAGUUUGGCCAAAAAUAUUCGAUUCGCCAAUAUGACACAGGUACAAAACAACGUGCAACAACCAUCAUUGUCAUCGUCAUCAUCGAUAUCAUCGGCAAAUACGCAUUCGAAAUCAAAGUUCGACCCAAUUCUAGCGCAAAAAAUUGAACAGACAAUUCACAGACUAAGUGGUGGUGAUCUAGUCAUGGGAAACUAUCAAGGUCAUCUCUACACUUAUAAAGGAUCCGAACGAAUCGGGGGCAAUAGUGCCGAUAUUCCAUCAUUAGGAAUGAUUGUCGAUCCAAAACAAUUGCAGAAAUGGACCAAAAUUCGUUCCGUGCUGCGAGAUAAUUGUCUUUAUUCAUAUCUCAAAGAUUCGGCUGUCGCUUGUUUCGAAAUUCCGAUUCAUCUACCCGGUUACUAUAUACUGGUGGAUAAACAAAUGUUUCUCGAUCAUCAUCAGAGGCAGCAACAAGAUGGUGCACAAUUGAAACAAUUGGUCAUCUUCAAACUGGUCACAUAUCAUCGUUUGUUCAUGUUUGCCGUCGAUUCACUGGCCGAAUUGGUUCGCUGGAUUGUCCGGUUCGGUUAUCGUUUCUGCUGUAAUCCAACCGAGCCUCAACUUUGCUUCACAUAUUAUCUAUCGCCAGCACAUAUUGGCGAAUCACCGUCAACAUUACCGCCAUCAUUUCAUAAUCAAAAAUUCGAAUCUAUUCGAUCACAGGCCAUGAGUAGAGAUCAAUCUUCCACUGACGACAGUCGUAAAGAGACGCCGCUGCAAUUAUCCGAAUUGGAAUCCGACGACUAUCAUGAUCUAUUGACCAUCAAGUCCAGCGAUUCCAAUGAUGGUUCGCAUCAUGUCAAAUUCCAGAGUAUGAAUGAUGUGAAUUCAGCAUCAACCAACGACAAUGAUGAUAAUAAUGGUGGCCAUCAUCGAUUCAUAAAAUCACCGCAUCCACGUGGCUCCAUUCGUUUUGCUGUUCGUCGUUCUGGACAGGAUCUAGAUUUCGUUGACUCGACAAUCGACGUGAAAAAGACGUUGGCCGAAAAUCUGGAUUCAAAUGACGUACCUGUCAAAACGAUUGAUGCACCAAAUCUACCGCCAAGAUUGUCAAAUUUUUCAAUCAAAACAACUACUCCUGCAACGGCAACUAUUACUACUACUACGACAACAACAACAAUAAUCAAUGAUCAAAUGCCGAGACCAAAACCUCGAAUAUCGAAAAUGGCCAUCAUGAAUGGCCGAGUCAACGCAUCAUCCUCUACAAAUUUAGCUGCACAACGGUUAGCACCGAUUUCAGUGCCUGAAAAAUCCACACAUAUCAGUCAAACAAUACAGCAUUUCGCCAAUCUACAGCGACAGAAUAAUCUUCGAACAAGUUUUGCUCAGCAACAGCAUUCUUUGAUGACGACAAAAAAUACAAAAAUGGCCACCAGUAGUAAUCAACAACUCAAUUAUGCAGAUUAUGACUACAUCAUCAAUAACCGACCGAAACCACUAUCCACACAAGAUCAGAUUGUAGCCAAACAACCGAACACAACAACAACCAUGCAAACCAUAGGUAACCCAUUAUAUUGUCAUGUUCCGAUGGCCACGAAUCUUCAGCAACAGGCCCAAUCAUCCGAUUCAUCAACAUCAUCAUCGGACCAGGAUGAAUCGCGAUCAUCAUUACCACCAUCGAUUGAUCCACCACCACCACCACCACCAGCAUCACUUCCAUCGUUGAUCAUUGAUAAUCUGGAACAACAACCAUCGAAUCAAUCCACACCUAUUCCAGUUGGUUCACCACGUGUACAGACAAAACGUCCGGCCAAACAACAAACAAUGGUCAACAACACUGCAACACAAGUUGCACCGGUUGUACCGCCUAAACCAAAUCGAAAUGAUUCGAAAAAAGAUUCAUCAGAAGCACCUCCAACAUUGUUGCCGAGACGGCCAAUCAAUCAAAGUCAGGCACCACCACCUUUGCCGACGACAUCACAUCCACAAUUAUCACGUUCAAAUAGCAAUCAACAACCAGCACAGAUACCGCCUCCAAUUUGUCCAAAGCCCGACCUAAUCAAGUGUUUAGCUGCGGCCAAAUCUGGUGCUAAAUUUUUGAAUCGAAGUUUUUCCGAUGCUGCAUAUCAAUCAUCAACGAACCAUGGCUCGACAACAUCCAAUAGACCCUCAUUGAAAUCUCGACAUUCAUUAGAAUCCAAUCAAGAUGAUGAAACAGCCCUAUUUUUAACAAUUUAUAACAAUAAUCAAACACUACAAUUUCAGCGUACCGGAUCGGUAGCAUCGUUCGGUGAUACACCCAGUACGCCUACGAGUAUAUCCGGUUUCGAUAUAUCGCCCGGUCGAUCAUUACCGACAAUGGGCCUAUCAAUGUUGGCCAAAAAACGACUUUCCAAUGUCAGCGCCGAUAGUUCGGCCAUUGAAAAAGCAAUCAAUCUACAUCACUCAAAUUGUAAUACUGCACCAAUUGAUCGUCGACCAUCGAAUUCCUCAAUCACAUCCGGAUAGAAAUAAUCAUCGUCGUUUGACUAUAUAUUAUAUUAUAUAUAUGUCAUAUAUUUAUUCAUUAUUCAUUAUUUCUCAUCAUUUG
Messenger RNA from Dermatophagoides farinae (American house dust mite), 6008 nucleotides. RefSeq names its product connector enhancer of ksr. Gene Ontology annotation, molecular function: protein binding. Lineage: Eukaryota; Metazoa; Arthropoda; Arachnida; Sarcoptiformes; Pyroglyphidae. The record is from RefSeq and is a predicted model, not a curated record.